Thrips palmi is the source of this 3672-nucleotide messenger RNA. RefSeq lists its product as uncharacterized. Lineage: Eukaryota; Metazoa; Arthropoda; Insecta; Thysanoptera; Thripidae. The coding region runs from base 267 to 3293 and encodes 1008 amino acids. The record is from RefSeq and is a predicted model, not a curated record. The transcript has 9 exons.
AGAAGGAAUGUGCGUAGAACGGCAUUCCCCCCGAAAACGGCAUCACAUGUUAGUUUACUCACGUCUACUUUCCUAUGUGGUUUUAGUUGUAAGAUUCAACGCAUCACACGACAUGCUAUGAUUUUUCGACGCCUCAUCAAAUUCGCUCUACGAUUUCCACAGCCAGUUGACAGCAAGCAAUAUUUUUAAGUCAAGGUUCGUCUCCAAUGUCCAUGGUGCCGAAGAGGGUCUCCAACACGCCGCUAGUGGUCGGCCUUUGAUGAGCUAUGGCGGCGACGUUUCAAAAGAAAUCGGGUGGCACAAAGGGAAAUGGUGGAGUGAGUGGUGCCAUUGUUCCACCCAGAAAGCAGGUGGAUAACUUCCCACUUAUGACUUACCUUUCUCAACACUGUUCAUUCGACGACGCUGAUGACGAUUCUUCCUUGGAAAAUGAGGAAGCUUUAAAGGUUGCCAAUGAUAAACGAGUGGAUGAAUUGUUGAGCAAGGCUACAUCGUGUGUGAAAAAUCAGAGUGAAGACGGAUCCUCUAGUGAAGAAGCUGCUCGAAGAAGUGCAUUGGAGCUGCUGCACUCAAUGGAGUUGGAACGUAAUAUGAAUGAGACCUGGAAAAUUUCGGAAUCCAAUCCCAAGAAAAAAGAUUACAGAAAUUUCCUGUAUCCAUUGAAACCUACCAAAGAAGAUGAUUAUUUCAGUGGGGUUCCUAAAGUUAAACAAGCAAGAGAGAGGAAACGCUGCCGCUCAGAUGAAGUGGUAUUGCUUGAUAAUGGCAAGCUUGUUCCUAAAAACAGUUCAUUGGAUUAUUAUAAUUCUAAAGAAGUACCUCAAAUCCCUUUAAAAUUUAGCAUGCCUGUGCGGAAACCUCAGAGAGUUCCAUCUGUUGGGUUACCUUUUACCCCAGGGCCUCCUGUCUCAACUGAAAAUAAUCGCUGGAUGCAAAAAAGUGGUAAUGAACUGUUUUCAAAUGUGCAAAGCCAAACACUUCUUGUCAAUGGCCUUGGAGAUGAUGAUUUGGCUCUUGCCAUAGCUGAGAGCAUACGUACUGCCAAAGAGGAGCAGCAAAGAAAUGUUAUGCUUGAAACCCUGUACCAAAGCCAAAAUGAGGCCGCAAAUGCUAAGCUGAUUUCUGCAUCCUCCAGGGGCAAUGCUUCUUGGGCGGUAAAGCCCACUCCCACUGAUAGAAACAGGUUCAUGAGUGUAGAUAGAAACAGGUCCAUGAGUGUAGAUAGUACAAACCAGAGUUGGGAUGAAGAAAUGACAAAUCUCAAUUCAAAGGACUCUACUCAUGAACUCAAUAAUAAUAGUAAUAAGGAUAAUUUCAAGAACUCUGAAAGGACUACAAAGCCCAAUGAAGAAUGCCUGAAUCAAAGACCUAGACAUCGGGAAGAACAGAAAACUUUCAAGUCACCACCACAUGAAGAAUGCUUAGAUCAAAGACCAAGACAUCGUGAAGAGCAGAAAACUUGCAAGUCGCCACCACCAAUGGUUGCUGACUUGAAAAUAUCUGUAUCUCAUGAAAAGAAAGUUAUCACUCUUCAGGCGCCAGAUGAGAAGAAGUACGGAUCCCCUAUGAAACAAUGUGAUAAAAAAGAAGAAAAAGAGGCAAAAAAUACAAUGAAUGAAGAACAAAUGUCUGAAAAUAGAGUAUUGGCCAGAGAGAGAGAGUCAAAACAAGAAAGAAAAAUUCCAAAGACAAGCAAUGUCCCUGAAACCUUCGACAGUCCCAUCACUUCUUCACGCUUACCAACAUCCAAGCCAACAGCUCUCAUGACAGCAAUGAAGAAUUUUACCCAACGACCAGCAAAUGGGGAAGGAACCACCCAUAAUUACGUUGGGCACAAAGCUAGGACAACUUCAACCAGCCCAGAGGUACCUCCCCUAUUGGUAGUCCCAAAGGGCCCAGGACCAGACAAGGAACUCAGCUCAAACCAACCAGCAAAUGAUGAAGAAGCCAGCCACAAUUAUCCUGUGGACAAUGAGAGUAAAGGAGCAAGCAGCACAGAGGUUGCUUCACUCCAGAAUCACUCCAAAAAGUCUGUUCAAGAAAAGGAGAAAGGAAAAUCACAGCAGCCAAUAGCUGUUGAAAGCCUGAAUUUGUCAUCAACAGCUCCUGAAAUUUUUGGCAAUGCAGCUCUCCCUCAACCUCAAACCCAUUCUCCACAGUCAGCCACUCUUUCAUCCUCCAUUUCAUUGGAGGAACUGCCAAUGGCUUCUGUGCAAGCACAAUAUCACCAAAUGCUCCUGAUGCAACAAGGAUUGGUAGGCACACCCCAGCUUCGUCAGAAUGGACAGAACUUUGGCGGUGGGAAUGUCCAAUCUUCCAAUGAAAAAAGGAAGCCUGAAAUGGGUCAGGCUGAUCAAACAGCUGCUUCAAUGAUUUUGAAUAACCCACCAAUCAAAACAAGUUCUCUUACUCCAACUGGACCUGGUCUCUCAGAUACUUCAUCUGCUGGCUUAUACGGACUAGUUGCUGGUUUGCAAAAUACUUCACCUGGAAGCCUCCCAGGUCUUCCUAACGCCCAGACACCAAGCAUGCCUGCCCAGACACCAAGCAUGCCUGCCCAGACACCAACCAUGCCUGAUGUACCAAAUUCUGUUUUUGGUGGAAUUCCUGGGCUGUCCAACUCAUUACUUGGUGUCAUGCCUCCAUUUUCCAAUGUUUUACCUGGGAGUGUUUCUGGGUUCCCCAAUGGUUUGACUGCACCUGGAUUGACCAAUCCUCCAUCUGGUAUGCCAGAUCUAAACAAUCUCCCAGGGUUGAUCAAUCCUUAUGCUGGCUUCAUGCCUGGACUGACCAAUCCCUACCCUGGCAUUUUGCCUGGACUCUCCAUGCCCUUCUCCGGUGGUAUGCCAGGACUGCCCAAUCUUUUGCCUGGUGCAGCUCCAUUAGCAGAUUCUCUUCAAGGUGUUGUGCCCAAUGUGCCAACACUUCCUGGUGGUAUACCUGACUCAUCUAGCUUCCCUGGAAUUCCUGCUGUCGCUCAACAUGCUGGAUAUCCCAAUGGUUAUCCAGGAGUAUCUGUGUCCAGUCUCAGCAAUUUAGCCCCCUCUGGCGUUUCUGGAUUUCAAAAUGUACUAGCUCAAGAAUAUCAAAUGAAUCCUCUGUCCAAUAUGCUAGGACUUCAAAGUAAUUUGCCAGGUGGUGCCCUGACACCAGUGUCUUCAUCAUUGUCAGGAAUUCAAAACUGUAACAGCUUUGGUGGAUUGGCUCAAGCCUACACUGCUCCCCAGCCAGGAAGUGCCCCUUUGAUGGGUGGCAGAGGCAGAGGACGCCUUGCUCCUGCCUCUCCCAAAUAGAUGAAGUGACACAACCCUCUGGUUAAGUUUAAAAUGUCACUUAAAUGUAUUUAUAACUGGUACCCUUUCUUUAAAAAAAAAAAAAAUGUUUUUGACAAUAAUGCAUUGUUAUUAGACCAAGAUGGAAGAGCUACCUAUCAAGUAUUCAUUAUUUUACUAUUAGGAUUGCUUAGUUGGACUCAGAUGAGUUGUUCCUCAUUUUCAUGUGUAUUUAGUUAAUAGUUAUGUUACGUUGUGUUAAUUUUUGCCUAGAUCUCCUGUGAAAGUGUGCCUCUUAGCUAGUAAGUCAAGCUGCAUAUUACUGAAAUUUCAAUCUUAUAAUCUGUCAGGAAUACGCAUGGAGUGCAAUUGUUAAGUCAAAUAAAUCAUAUAAUGGGCA